AAAAGAAAACGAGUGGUUAUAUUAAGGAAGUCAUUCUUGCUAAUGAUGCAACUAGCACUUUCAGACGACUCAUCUUUGCAAACGUAGUCUACUUCAAAGGAGAAUGGAGUCAGAAGUUUGAUCCGACAAAGACAAAAGAAUCCGACUUCCACCUCAUCGACGGUAACAAAGUUCAAAUUCCCUUCAUGACCAGCAAGGAAGACCAAUUCGUGACUGAAUAUGAUGAUUUCAAAGUAGUGGGUCUUCCCUAUUCACAAGGUCAAGAUAAACGCCAAUUCACAAUGUACAUUUUCCUCCCAGACGCAAAAGACGGCCUUCAAUCUUUACUACAAAAAAUUGAUUACACACCAGAGUUUUUUGAACGUCACAUUCCACGCGAAAUGGUAGAAGUUGGACAGUUUUUGAUACCAAAAUUUAACAUCUCAUUCGGGUUUGAAGUGUCUGAUAUGUUGAAAGAGUUCGGGCUUGUAUUGCCUUUCAACAGUACGGAUGGUCCGAUCAGCAUUCACCAAAAAUCAUUUGUGGAGGUGAAUGAAGAAGGUAUAGAAGCUGCACCUGCAACACUUAUGAUGGACAGUUCAGCAAGAAUGGCUCGUGAUAAAGUUGAUUUUGUGGCUAAUCACCCAUUCUUGUUUGUGAUUAGAGAAGAUGUGAGCGGGGUCGUGUUGUUUAUGGGAAAAGUGAUUGACCCUAGUGUUGUUGAAUAGGUAGUUGAUGUCUCUAGUUUCGUUCAUACUUUGCGUCUUUUGCUAUGAACAGUCGAGGGUUAAUUUUCAUUUAUUAA
Molecule: messenger RNA, 784 nt
Organism: Helianthus annuus (common sunflower)
Lineage: Eukaryota; Viridiplantae; Streptophyta; Magnoliopsida; Asterales; Asteraceae
Product: serpin-ZXA
Exons: 1
Coding region: 186-707 (173 amino acids)
Molecular function (GO): serine-type endopeptidase inhibitor activity
Source: RefSeq, a predicted model, not a curated record